AUGUCUACUGAAACACAAGAAAAUUAUUCCACCGCUUACUUCGAUUGGAUAGAAAAGGCAAUCUCAGAAGAUUACAUCAAAUACUAUGAUUUCGCAAAGUUCAUAAAUAAGGAAGAAAUUAGCAAUGGAUCUUAUGGAAAGAUUUCUCGAGCAAACUGGAACGAUUCCGAUACCGUUAUGGUUCUAAAAUCUUCUUACGAUUCAGAUAUUAAAAAAAUCGUUAAUGAGAUAAAAAUGCAACCGUGUUGGAGUGAUGAUUCAAAUGAACGCCCUACUCUUCAACAAGUAGUUGAUUCACUGAGAGCAAUUAUUUCCGAGGAUUAUGAUACAUUUCAGUCUAUUAUUCACACGAAAAAUAAAAUAAAAUCGCAAAGUGAUAUGCAUUCUAAUUCUGCAUCCUUUAUCAUGUAUAGUAAUAAUUCCGAGUUAUUUUUAAGUAAAUUGAUACAAGAAAUUAACUUAGAGUCAAUAGUUAAUGAAAGGCAUUCACAUAUAUUACAUCAAGCAGAAAAGUUAUUUUUGAAAAUAUUUGACGUAGAAGACAGUAUAGAUAUCCUUAUUGAUAAAUUAAUCGUACUUUUAAUUAAAACACAUGAUGAGGGAAAUGAUUUUAAUGAAACAAAGCAUUUCAUCAAUCAAUGUAUAUUUCUUUCAAACCAAAAUUCAAAUAAUAUUUUUGAAUGGCUUAAAGAGAAUCAAGUUGAAUCUAAACAUGUCUAUCUUUUGGGAUUUUUCUAUUUUAAUAAUAUUAAUUUUGAAAAAAAUAACAAUAAAGCAUUUAAACUAUUUUUAAGUGCUUCAACAAAUAAUUAUUCCAUUGCACAAGUUUAUCUUGCAAAAUCAUCUGGAAAAAAUGUUAAUGAGGUACAAAGCAUUUUCAAAUUAUAUGAAAAUGGUCAAAUAAUAGAUGAUAUAGAUGAGGUUAAUUACUGGUAUCAUAAGGCCGCUAAUAACAAUAAUAAAGAAGCAUUAUAUAAAUUGGGUGAAUUUUAUGAAAUAGGAAAAGGAGUUGAUAAGAAUUUAGUUAGAGCGGCUGAAGUUCACGAAGUUAAUUUAAACGAAUUGUCUUCUCAAGGAAUGAAUAAUUACCAUUUAACAAUGAAACGGAGUAAAAAAGUCGAAUAA
This is a messenger RNA of Funneliformis geosporum, 1125 nucleotides long. Lineage: Eukaryota; Fungi; Glomeromycota; Glomeromycetes; Glomerales; Glomeraceae. The record is from the annotation of a GenBank genome assembly.